Molecule: messenger RNA, 5628 nt
Organism: Micropterus salmoides (largemouth bass)
Lineage: Eukaryota; Metazoa; Chordata; Actinopteri; Centrarchiformes; Centrarchidae
Gene: cracd
Product: capping protein inhibiting regulator of actin dynamics
Exons: 9
Coding region: 1011-4259 (1082 amino acids)
Biological process (GO): negative regulation of barbed-end actin filament capping; maintenance of gastrointestinal epithelium
Source: RefSeq, a predicted model, not a curated record
AUGAGACUAAUGUGAUCAUAAAUGAGGAUCUUAUAGAGUAAUUUGGUAUUAAGGGGACUGAAGUUACGCGGACAAAGCUUAAAAUGAUAUUUGCUGUAACCUCUGAGUAGCUUCAGCACUUCACCUGUGUGUGUGUGUUGAGGUUAGCUCUGAAGGCUCCAUGUGUGACUGUAACAUUAUUAAGCAGGUGUGGUGCACCGUACAAACCAUUCUAAUCACGCAUGUGUAUACGCGGUUACUGUUAACCCACAAUGAAAGCCUUUGUGUGCAUCAGCCAGUUGAAAUGGUGAAUGCCGCUCUGUUCUCCUGCGCUGGCUAUCUGGCGCGGAAACAAAGUGUCACUUUGUGCCUCCUCAGCACAGCAGCACUAACAGACACAGGAGAACGCCCAUCUCUCCUCGCUCGGAGCUCACACUACCCCGAUUCCUGCUGAGACACCUCCUCCCCUCAGACCGUGCAUGAGCUCCACUCCAACACGCAUCUGCACUCGUGAUCUCACGCCAACGCAAGUUUUCAUUCCAGAGUGCGAGACUGCGCCUUAGAACAGCAAUCACAUUUCCAUCAAUAUGGGGAUAUUGAGGGAUGUUUACUCCGUUGCUCUCUUGUACACCCACACAAGCGCGCGCACACAAAGCCCUCACUGCAUCUGACACCUGACUCCAGGUAAUGCCCUAGAUCCAAAGUGACAGCAGGCAGGUGGAACGGCCACACACUCAUAGAUACCCUGGCACACAGAGCGACUGCAGGACGAGAGAAGGCGACAGGGCAAAUUCCAGCCCUUUAGACGACUCUUUGGGAAGAAGAAGAAGAGGGAGGCGAAGCGGGGCUUUGAUGGAGCAGAGCUAAAGGCGAGUUUUUCUACUGGGGAAGUGUGCAAUGGAGUUGUAUCUGACAAUGAGGAGUCCAAUCAAAAUCUGAGGGAGUUGAAUCCCAUCGGAUCUCGAGCUCUCUCACACGACAGCAUCUUUAUCCCAGAGGAGCCGGUGACUGAGCCCGGUCUAGAUCACAGCAUGUCCCAGGAAAACGUCUCGGAUAAAGUUAGGAAUCUGCAGAGGCAGAUAGCACAAGGUAUAAAGUUUGGCCAGAGGCCUCCUUCUCUGAGGAAAAGUGAAGGAGAUGAGGGAAGCUCAGAUGAGGAAGAGGUUCCCCGGAGUCCUCUGAAGGUUUUGGCCCAGGUAGAAGCUGAACCAGCAAACACAGAGCCAAAGGUCCAGGGGGCCCAACAAGCAGAAACCCAACACAGCACCCCAGUGAAGUCCCCAAGGUCCAGACGAGUUCUUCCACCCACUGGUACUAUUGAGUCCAUCAAUCUGGAUGCUGUUCCACAGUCUGUUCCUCGCUUAGACAACACCGCUGCCAAGCAUAAACUGUCCGUCAAACCGAAAAACCAGAGGGUUUCCCGCAAGCACCGGCGAUUUACACAGGACCUCCUAGAGGUAUCUAUUCCUGGUGCGGUGCAAGAGGACCUCGAGGUAGCAGGUGUCUCCACGGAUGACCAGCGCAGGGCAUCUGUUGAUUCCCUGGAAAGCUUCAAGAAACAGAGACUGUAUGAAGAGGAAAGACAGGAGACAAGGAGGAAGAGGGAGCUGGAGGAACAAAGGGUCAAACAGGAGGAAGAGGAGAAGAGGAAGAGAGCAGCAGAGGAGCUGAGGCUGCGUGAACUAGAGGAGGAGAGGUGUCGCAAACAGCAGGAGGAGGAAGAGCGAUGGCUUAGAGAGGAGGAAGAGAGAAGGAGGAGGGAGGAAGAGGAGAGAAGGAUCAGAGAGGAAGAAGAAAAGAGGUGGCGAGAGGAGGAAGAGCGGAUGCGGAGGGAGGAGGAGGAAAGGAGGUUGCAAGAGGAGCAGGAGCGCCAACAGCGGGAGGAGAGAAGACAGCUGGAAGAGCAGAGGAGGAAAGAAGAGGAAGAAAGGAAGAGGCGAGAAGAGGAGCAGGAAGAAGCGAGGAGGCAGCAGGAGCUUGAGGCCGAGAAGAAGAGGAAACUAAGAGAGGAAGAAGAGGAAAGAAAGAGAAGGGAGGAAGAGGAAAAGCUGAGGUUGCAGGAGAUUGAAGAAAAGAAAAAAUUGGAAGCGGAGGAGGAGAGGAUGAGAAAGGAGGAGGAGGAGCAGAGGAGGCUGUCAUUAGAGGAGGCUGAUGGCUUCUCAGAUCCACAGGAGAGGAAGAGGAGGGCUGAGGAGCUGCGCUGGAGGGAGAUGGAGGAGAGACAGAGGCCUUUCUCUUUCAAAGUUUCCUCCGGUGAAAAACAGAUUUUGUUCCAGAAGGUCCACCUGACGCCUGUUACGCCAGCCUCCAGCCACCAGAGCGGUGCUGUAGCCGAACAAAGAGAGAGCCCCAAGGCCUCUUCUGAAGGACCAGACUCCCCAAACCUGCCAACGUCUCCAUAUGUCCCCCACACAGCCAUCUUAGUGACAGGCGCCCAGCUCUGUGGGACAGCCGUCAAUUUAGACCAGAUCAAAGACACCGCCUGUAAGUCUCUGCUGGGUUUGGGAGAGGAUAAAAAGGCCCAGGGAACACCGCCGACCAAGAGCAAGACUUCACCAGACCGCAAGUCUGGCAAGACGAAAUCACUUAACGAGUCCUCUGUAGACCAGCCCGGUGCAGCCAUCCUGGCAGAAUGGGCUAGCAUCAGAUCAAAGAUAUUCAAGGGGGUAGAGGAGGGGAAAUACGAGGACUACCCAGAGCCAAGCAGGAACCAGCCUCAACCCAGCAGUGAAGACCAGCCUGCAUUCUCCCACACGAACCUCAGGAAGACCAUGUCUGCCAGCGCCAAGUUCUCCAUCACCCCUGCGAAGAAGAAGUUUGGAGAUUCAAACAGGAACUCUGAGGUGUUCGGUGUAGAUGAAGCAGGAGAGGAAGCUACUCGGUAUGAUAGCCCCACUGCAGUCUCCCCAGCUCCAACCAGUAAACCUCAGAGCAGGACGAGUAAAACGGUCCGCAUUGUAGAAAGAGGGUCAGAGGAAUGUAUGUUUGCCAAAGACCUCCCCUCUUUCCUGGUUCCCAGCCCUGGAGCGAAACCCGAGGGGCCAGAGUUGAAGAGCAGGGCUCAGAGUGAGACGGAGGUGUCUGAAAGUAGAGAGGAGGGAGAAGGCCGAAGUCAGGACAGUGAGGACAAGCCCUCACCUUUUGGCAUAAAGCUGAGGAGGACCAACUACUCCCUCCGCUUCCACAGCGGAGAGUCCACUGAGAAAAGGAAGAAACGAUACAGUGCUGGGGACAGCUUUGAUGGAGUCCCUUCACCUCUAACCCCCAUUGAGCCAGACUCUGACGCCUCCCCGGUCUUUUCCGACAAAUCAAGUCCCACAUCGCCUCAGAAAGAAGGCGCGGUCGGCAAGUACUUACAUGCAUCUGCCUCCCCUGCUGUCCCUAGGUCUAAACCGGGUAAGUCUACCAGCCCCGCCGCACACAGCGAUGGUGAGAAAGUGUUUUCCAAGCCACCGCUCUACCGCAGACCAACAACGUCGCCCAAACCCACUGGAGCAGUCUCCACACCUCCCCCAUCUCCUCUACCUAAAGUGGCCCAUGGGCCUCCUAGUGAUGCCAUGAUCCAGAGGACAGGGGCCGCAGAGUCAUCCAGCAAGGAGCUGCAGAGCAGGAACGAGGAACCUUCUGCGGUGGCCCAGUUGCACCAGAGUAGCCAAGGCCUGGUCCAAGGGGAAGAGGAGCCGAAGGAGAGGAGAUCCUUCUUCCCUUCCAUUAACAUCCCCUGGAGAGAGAAGGCAGAUAGAAAGACGGAGCUCAUCAGGAGAGAAAAACCAUCACUACAGAGCAGGCACUCCCUGGACAGUGCGAGGGUCCAAGAGAAGGAGGCUGGGCCCUUAUGGAUCACACUGGCUUUGCAGAAGCAAAAGGGCUUCAGGGAGCAGCAGCAGAAUCGAGAGGAUCGACGGAGCCAGAGAGAGGCCAAACUGGCAGAAAAACAAGCUAGAGAUAGAGACAGCGUUACACUGGUGAGUCCCACAGAGUGCAAAGGCAGCGGGAGCACCAGUCCUUCUUCUAAACCUCAGACACCAGAGGAGCCCAAGAGACCCGAAAGCCUCCUGGGACGAUUUGAGCGCCGAGAACACCUGAAAAAAGCUAACACUUUACCCAGCUCUGUCACUGUUGAGAUUGCAGACUCUACACCGUCGCCACCUUCUGUCAAGGAGGUGUCAAAGCGCUUCCCCUCCAGUGACUCUCCGCAGGUGUCCACAGAGCCAGCCUGGUUGGCUCUGGCCAAGCGAAAGGCCAAAGCCUGGAGCGACUGUCCUCAGAUCAUCAAAUAACACUUCACCCUCGCUUCACACUGGGCUCUGGCCCGCAUUUGGGAUUGCACACUGCCCAUGGACUCUGAAGCACCUCGAGAAUCACCACCACCUUUUCCUUCGCUCCCAAAACUCACCACGAAACAUUCUGACUGUGAAACAAGUAAAACCCUCCAUCACCUCGUAACCCCACACACUGGCUGGUACUAUUAUAAUGUUAAAGUGCGCUUCACAUUCAAAUAUUCCAAUACAGUCACAGAGAUAUAUAUAUAAAACAAUUGUUGCGCGCAUGCACAUACUGUAUACGAACACACAAAGUCCCAAAAAGACACAGAACAACAAACAUGUCGCAGUCCGAGGGAGUCCUCAGCAGCCAAUCACAACCAAGGCUGGCCAUUGCAAUAGCCAACCUCAAUGUCUUUUUUUAUUUUGUAGCCAACUGUGUCACGUGGUUGUAAAUAAAUAAUUUGCUCAACACAAUAAUAGGAGAAACACUUCUGUAUUAGAGAGGUGAAGGUCUGACUGACAGUGUUUAAUAAACAGAGGGUAACUGUCUGAAUCGUGUUUUAAGGGCUACCAGUAACAACCUGUUGAAUCUGCUUCUGGACGGCUGAUGGAAGUGGUGCAGGUGUCUUCUCUGCCCUCGUUAGUAUUAUUUAUGUAAAGCAGAGGAUUUAUCUAUGUUGAAACAAUACUGUAUCUCCUCUCUGAGCCUUGUUAGUCAUGUACAAAAGAAGUCUUUUCUCUCUUUUUUUUUAAACUCAUACUCUUAGCAUAACAAUUCUCACUGUGUGAUGACUGUGAUAGCUGUCAAAGAGGCUAUUGUACAAUUUUGCCAUUAUAAGGUAACCGGAAUAAUCACACAGUGGGUGCACCUAAACACAGCACUGAAGACCACGUGUUACUGGGAAUUUACUGCACAUUAUCCUCAGAGCUAUGGAGACCGACACAGCGCCUGCUUGCUGUAACAUACUUUUUUUUUUUGUAGCUGUCCUCCUGUUACACACUUGUGUUUGUGGGCAUACGCCAUCACUUCCUCGUCAAUGUGAUAUGAUCUUACAUAAUGAUGUAAGCAUUUCCUCGAUGAAAAAAAAAAGCCCCUCCAGCAUUCUCAUUUCCCGCCACUCACUUACUGAGCAGUAUGUAUGGAAAUACACUGUACUGCAUAGAAGUUACCAGAGCUUCGGUCAAAAAGAGUCACUUUGUCAUUUUGUUUUUCAUGUCAGUCGUGCACAAUAGUGUAGUGUACGCAGUGUUAUAUGUAACAAGAAAAAUGUUUGGUAUUAUUUGCACUUUUUUGUCUCACUUAAGAGAUAUUCAUGAGAAAAUUCUUAAAGAGAUACAAAAUGUUAUGAAUAAUGUAAAUUAAAUACUGAUGUCUGAACUGAAA